This is a messenger RNA of Anneissia japonica, 645 nucleotides long. RefSeq names its product protein bicaudal D homolog. The transcript has a single exon. The annotation marks the transcript as partial. The record is from RefSeq and is a predicted model, not a curated record. Lineage: Eukaryota; Metazoa; Echinodermata; Crinoidea; Comatulida; Comatulidae.
GAACUCGGAUCGCUUCGAGACGAUCUCGAGAGGGAGAAAUCGGACGCUGAAACGAAACUUGCAACGGCAAAGGCGAGCCACUCGGACGAGAUUGAAAAUCUUCGAACGCAGAUAUCUUUCCUUAAAGAAAAGGAAUCAAAACUGAGAAGAGACACUGGUAAGUUGCAUGCGGCCCUAAAGGAACGGGAAGAGAAUUAUCUCGAUCGGAUAGCUAAACUGCAAUCCGAUAAGAUUUCGCGAUCGGCCGAAGCGGAAGAGGCUCUUGACGAGUGCGCGUCCCUCUCGGAGAAACUGAAGCUCGCGACCGAUUCCGAACGUCGGUCGAAGGAGGACCUUGAUAGGUGUCAAGCCGAGAAGAGGUCGUGGCAAGCGACGGCCGAACGACGUUCGGCAGAUCUCGACAAGCUUCGCGACCUGCUGAAUACAUCCGAGAGAGAACGCGCAAAUCUUGAGUCCCAACUUUCGAACGUGGACAAGAAUGCAACGGAUUCGAAAGAAACGAAUUCGUUGAAGCGGGAGCUGGAAAGACAUCGACAGGAGAUCCGACAACUCGAACGACUUCUGAGCGACGUUAAGAGGGAGAAGUCGGGUGAAUCCAACGAAAGAAUGAUUUCGGAACUAAGUAAAGAACUUAUACACAUCUAG